Messenger RNA from Aspergillus homomorphus CBS 101889, 744 nucleotides. Its product is annotated as mitochondrial 54S ribosomal protein uL11m. Gene Ontology annotation, cellular component: ribosome; mitochondrial large ribosomal subunit. The transcript has 2 exons. Gene Ontology annotation, biological process: translation. Gene Ontology annotation, molecular function: large ribosomal subunit rRNA binding; structural constituent of ribosome. The record is from RefSeq and is a predicted model, not a curated record. Lineage: Eukaryota; Fungi; Ascomycota; Eurotiomycetes; Eurotiales; Aspergillaceae. The coding region runs from base 109 to 570 and encodes 153 amino acids.
UCGGGUCUGUUGCAAGCUGGAAGUUGAUUGUUGACUCCUGGUUCAGUCGGUCAAUUGCCACCUCAGUUCAGUUUCAAGUCCCUGAAUACCUCACGCUAGUCAAUCACCAUGGCGAAGAAGGCAUUGCCCAAGGAUCAGAUCGUGAAGCUCAUCGUGGGCGCCGGUCAGGCCAGUCCCAGUCCUCCCGUCGGUCCGGCCCUGGGUAGUAAGGGUGUGAAGAGCAUGGAUUUCUGUAAGGAGUUCAACGCCCGCACGGCGCACAUCAACACCGGUGUCCCCAUGCCGUCGCUCAUCACCGUCCGUCCCGACCGGUCGUUCUUCUUCGACCUCCGCACCCCGACUACCACCUACCUUCUUUUGCAAGCCGCCAACGUCGAGCCGCGCAAGAACCGCAUUCGCGGUGCCCAGAGGCCCGGCCACGAGACCGUCGGCACGAUCUCCCUCAAGCACGUCUACGAAAUCGCGAAGAUCAAGCACACCGAGACGAGACUGUCGGGUCUGAGCCUGCAGGGUAUGUGCAAGAGUGUCAUCGCCCAGGCCAAGUCGAUUGGUGUUGAGGUUGUGCCGUAAACGGCAAACGAGCGAAAGAGGUGACUGGAAUCCGUCGACUGUGUAUUGUAUAUGGGAUCCCUGCUACCGGGCGAUUACUGCUGCUCGCUGUCUGGGACUGAUGAUCAUGGCGUUCUUGGGGGAUUGGGUCUGUUGUCAUUUGUAUUAUAGGUAUUGCAUGUGAUCUAGAAAGCG